Chaetura pelagica (chimney swift) is the source of this 675-nucleotide messenger RNA. RefSeq names its product ST6 (alpha-N-acetyl-neuraminyl-2,3-beta-galactosyl-1,3)-N-acetylgalactosaminide alpha-2,6-sialyltransferase 6 (gene ST6GALNAC6). Gene Ontology annotation, molecular function: alpha-N-acetylgalactosaminide alpha-2,6-sialyltransferase activity. NCBI's taxonomy places the organism in Eukaryota, Metazoa, Chordata, Aves, Apodiformes, Apodidae. The coding region runs from base 1 to 675 and encodes 224 amino acids. The record is from RefSeq and is a predicted model, not a curated record. The transcript has 4 exons. Gene Ontology annotation, biological process: oligosaccharide metabolic process; ganglioside biosynthetic process.
AUGAGUGGCAGCACGAGCCAGCGCGCCGCCGCCCUGGGGGUCCUCUUUGCCCUGAUCACGUUGCUGAUCAUCUACAGCUCCGGCAGCAGGAGCGAGGUCUUCCCCUACAGCCCCCUGCGGGGCAGUGCCCGCCGGCCCCCCGACCUCAAGAAGUGGGGGGUGAAAAGCGGGUACCUGCCCGUCUGCGGCAACAAGACCCUGACUGCCCGCUGCCACCAGUGUGUCGUUGUUACCAGCUCCAGCCACCUCCUGGGCACUCGCCUGGGCACGGCCAUCGAUGGGGCCGAGUGCACCAUCCGCAUGAACGACGCUCCCACCACGGGCUACGAGGCUGACGUGGGCAACAAGACCAGCUUCCGCGUGGUCGCCCACUCCAGCCUCUACCGCGUCCUCAAGCGGCCCCAGGAGUUCGUCAACAAGACCCCAGAGACCAUCUUCAUCUUCUGGGGGCCGCCUGCCAAGAUGCAGAAGAGCCUCCUGAAGAUCAUCCAACGUGUCAGUGCCUCCUUCCCCAACAUGACGGCCUACGUGGUCUCCCCUGGCCGCAUGAAGCAGUUUGAUGACCUGUUUCGUGGGGAGACAGGGAAGGACAGUCGCUUCAUCACCGAGAAGCGGGUCUUUGCCAGCUGGGCAGGCCUCUACAACAUCACCUUCUCCCACCCCACCUGGCCUUAG